This is a messenger RNA of Fusarium oxysporum Fo47, 3515 nucleotides long. RefSeq lists its product as uncharacterized. The transcript has 2 exons. NCBI's taxonomy places the organism in Eukaryota, Fungi, Ascomycota, Sordariomycetes, Hypocreales, Nectriaceae. The record is from RefSeq and is a predicted model, not a curated record. The coding region runs from base 1 to 3231 and encodes 1076 amino acids.
AUGCGUCUAUUAAAUGUCUCAACUCUUCAGCUGAAAGAAUUCAUCGGACAAGUCCCUCCCUACGCUAUUCUCAGUCACACAUGGACCGAAGAAGAGGUCCUCUACAGCGAUAUUGGCGCCCUGACUUCUUCCUCGAAGCAAGGCUACCCUAAACUUGUCGGUUGUUGUAGAAAGGCAGCUCAAGAUGGCUUCGAGUGGGCGUGGAUCGACGCUUGCUGUAUUGACAAGUCUAGUAGCGCUGAGCUAUCUGAGGCAAUCAAUUCCAUGUACAAGUGGUACCAAAAAGCGACCGUCUGUUAUGCUUAUUUACAAGAUGUCACCACAGAAACAUCUACCAUUACGGACGUCUUUCAUAUCACAGAGUUCGGCAGAAGCAGGUGGUUCACAAGAGGUUGGACACUUCAGGAACUGAUCGCGCCUCAAAUCGUCGAGCUCUGCUCCAAAGAAUGGACCGUAAUCGGUACAAAAAAGAGUCUCGCUUCAAGUAUAGAAAGUGCCACUGGCAUCCCAAUCACUGUAUUACGUGGUUCCCAUCCUUCAUCAUACAAUGUCGCCGAGCGAAUGUCGUGGGCAUCGGCUCGAACCACAACCAGAGAGGAAGAUCUUGCCUACUGUUUGUUGGGCUUGUUCGAUGUCAACAUGCCUCUUCUCUAUGGCGAAGGAGCCAAGUCAUUUAUCCGACUUCAGGAGCAGAUUCUCCGACAAGAAGAGGACUACAGCAUGUUUGCAUGGACUCUCCAGCAAGAUAACCCAAUAGCCGAUUCCGAAACCUCCUCUACUGGGUUUCUGGCUUGGUCACCCUCGCAAUUCUCCAAGAGUUCUCUACAUGCUCAAGCUUCAAAGCACACGCAGGACCAGAAGAUGGUCGAUCAUGGUCAUGCAUUUCCUCCCCCUUCUGAGCCUGAGCUUGAUGCGGAGAAACAGAGCAUCGAAUAUCGAGUCCUCCACGAGAAGGAAUAUGGCCGCAUGUUUCGAGGCCAACGUAGCAUCGUUGCGCUGCAGUCGGUCCGAACAAGUCCUCCCGAGUUCACAAGUCGUGGUUUACGUAUCAAUUUGCAUGUUCUGUUCCCUACUGAUCUUCACCUGGCCCCAGUUGCAUGGCUAUCAUAUGAGACAGAGGACAGUCUUGUCUGUGUCCUAAUAGAACGUGACUAUGAGUCGGCGCGACGACGGGUCUAUUGCAGAGUUAAAUCGUUUUCACUUAUCGGUGUGCCCAAGACACUGCUCCCGUAUUUUCGACCUACGGAACUAUUCAUUCGACCCAGUGGCUAUUUCGAAGGUUCAAAUAACUUUGACAUGAAUCCGCCUUCUUCAAUGUUUUCAUCAAAGCAAUUAAAUAUAUUGGCACAAGUCUCAUCGACAACUACACGCUCCCUCGAUAUUGUCUUGUCUUAUCCAAGCGACGACUGGAUGAAACGACAAACUCCGAUACAUGAGUCCCCAUUCAAGGCUCUCUGGGUUGCCUGUUCACAUGGCUCUCAAUCCUCACUCUUUCGGAUCGACAUUAUGAUAUCAACCGACGAUGCUUCAUGCGCUAUUCGAGAACUUUCGCAGUCUAGCAACGACAUCGAUGAGUCUCGUAAGAACGCUCUCUUUCGGGCUUGUGCGCAGUACAAGAAAUCUUUUGUUGCACAUACAGACCGUGCUGUAAAACGAUCCGUUAGGGUUCCAGAGACUGUGUUUUCAGCUGUUCUCCGCAAGAUGCCAACUUCCCAAGAGGACCUUGUGACUUAUGAGCUUCGGGUCGAUGCUUGGGAUGAAAAGGCCAUACGCGGUGAUGGAGUGCCGAGGCUCCUUGAAGACCGUGAUAGUCGCGCAGCGCUUAUCCGGGGCAUUCGCCUGCACUACCACUCGGCCAUGAGUGAACCCGUCAGACGCCUCAGCUCCUCAAUGCCUCAGGUCGCUCGAGCCCGCAACGCUCGCCGCAUCAUGAGCAACGACAUACCGGAACGGAUGACGGCGGAGGAGCAGCCAUAUUGUAUAUGGCAUCCAGACAUGGCCACCGAGGACACCUACCGUUCACUGGCCUCUAAGUUCCCCGGCAUGCGCUAUCAAGUCGGUCGUGCAUGUGCUGCAGCAGGUUACCACGUCCUUUAUCAGGAGCUUGACCUCCUGCCUGAAGUGUCCAUCGCUGAAGAGGCGCGAGAAAGCGAGACAGACGGUGGGAAACUCAUCUAUGACGAGAUCAUGAGUUUCAAAUCUCGCUAUGCCGUUAUGGACGACUGCAAACGCACCAUUGAAUUGAUGGAUUAUGAAUGCCCGGCGUAUCUGAACGGUAAUACCGAAGUGCGAUGGCGCUUGGCAGCUCGACAAGGCAUCACACGGUUGUCCAACGAUGACCUCCUUCCAUGCAUCGAAGAGGACAUGCAUCUUGGCCUCGAGGACCAAGAAGUAGACCAACGGCACGGCACACUGACUGAUGACGAGGCGAAGCUGCUCUACAGUCCUCUGCCUCGGGAUCUGCCGACGGUGAAGAAGACUUUAUUGACACAGAUGGCCGCUCACGACGGCAACAUCGAACGCUAUGCCCAGCUCGCCAAUUCUGAAAGAACCUUGACGCAACUGGACCAGGACUGUGUCAUCCGUGGUGUCUUACAUCACACCAUGUAUGCUCGCUGGUGGGCGGACCAGAUCAAGAACGACACCAUCUAUGCCAGGUCUGCCCCAUACGUGUGGGAUAUCCAGCGAGCCAUAAUGGCGCGACGCAUCAUGCUCAACGACGCUUCCGUGUUUGAAGACGGCUGGCCACCCGGAGUCCCGAUGCCCUACAUCAUAUGGUGGCCCCUGCAGCCGCAGUCAGAUAUGCUUAGCCUUCUCGCCAUAAAGGUGCCCGAGAUGAAGAGGCAGUGCGCGGCAGCAGCGAUUGUCUGCGAUUACGAGAAUGUCUAUAAGAACCUUGACCCAGAGCCGAGCUGGCACCUAUGGAAGGUCGCCAGUUUGUUCGCUGCCAACCCGUUUUAUCGUGGGGAUCAGGAGUGGCGAGGGAGGGAAAACGAUGUUGAUGUGAAGGAUGACUCUUUUAUGGAAUCAUACUACAGUGAAUUGAUGCAGACGAGGGAGACUACGGUACUUGAAGAGGGUGGAGAAAAGAUUCCAGACAGUGUCGAGAAACACGAGUUGCUUACUAACAUGUAUGGCUCCGUGGAAGUACUCAGUGCAAGCCCCGUUCAGCUCCGGAUCUGGGAGGGCAUUGGAACGGUAUCGCCGAUGUCUGGACGCCCUGACAGUUAAAGCAAGCAUUCUAAGAGUGAGAUUUGACCAUUGAUUAAAUUCGAGAUGCAUUGCAAGGAGUCUGCUUUGGAGGGGAGUGUGUCUCGCUAAAUGCUCGGGGGGAAAUCUACGGGCGUUCAUCUUCGGCCCCCCGGUGGGCGAUCACGAAAACGGCACCGGAGCCCCACCGUCGGCGCCGGCCCUGUAAAACGGUACGGAGCGGAAUCGGCCUGCACAUAAACAGUUCAAGAAGCAAGGCUAUUUAACAACACCUUGUGGUUAGCUUUCAUAAGCCCAUAUUACUC